This is a messenger RNA of Galeopterus variegatus (Sunda flying lemur), 7324 nucleotides long. It is a transcript of the gene AGRN, whose product is annotated as agrin. The annotation marks the transcript as partial. The record is from RefSeq and is a predicted model, not a curated record. Gene Ontology annotation, biological process: receptor clustering; G protein-coupled acetylcholine receptor signaling pathway. Gene Ontology annotation, molecular function: calcium ion binding; laminin binding. The transcript has 39 exons. NCBI's taxonomy places the organism in Eukaryota, Metazoa, Chordata, Mammalia, Dermoptera, Cynocephalidae.
CUGCGGCCGCUGCUGCUGCUCCUGCUGGUGGCCGCGCGCAGCCUGCCCCGCGCCGGCGGGACGUGCCCGGAGCGCGCGCUGGAGCGGCGCGAGGAGGAGGCGAACGUGGUGCUCACGGGCACGGUGGAGGAGAUCCUCAACGUGGACCCGGUGCAGCACACGUACUCGUGCAAGGUUCGGGUCUGGCGGUACUUGAAGGGGAAAGAUGUGGUGGCCCAGGAGAGUCUGCUGGAUGGCGGCCACAAGGUGGUGAUCGGCGGCUUUGGAGAUCCUCUCAUUUGUGACAACCAGGUGUCCACUGGGGACACCAGGAUCUUCUUUGUGAACCCUGCACCACCAUACCUGUGGCCGGCCCACAAGAACGAGCUCAUGCUCAACUCGAGCCUCAUGCGGAUCACUCUGCGGAAUCUGGAGGAGGUGGAGUUGUGCGUGGAAGACAAACCUGGGACCCACUUCACAGCAACACCUCUGAUACCUCCUGAUGCGUGCCGCGGGAUGCUGUGCGGCUUCGGCGCCGUGUGCGAGCCCAGUGUGGAGAAUCCUGGACGGGCGUCCUGCGUGUGCAAGAAGAGCUCGUGCCCCAACGUGGUGGCACCCGUGUGCGGCUCAGACGCUUCCACCUACAGCAACGAGUGCGAGCUGCAGCGCGCGCAGUGCCGCCAGCAGAGGCGCAUCCGCCUGCUACGCCGCGGGCCCUGCGGGUCCCCGGACCCCUGCUCCAACGUGACCUGCAGCUUUGGCAGUACCUGCGCGCGCUCCGUCGAUGGGCAGACGGCCUCGUGCCUGUGUCCCACGACCUGCCAGGGCACCCCCGAGGGCACCGUGUGUGGCAGCGAUGGCACAGACUACCCCGGCGAGUGCCAGCUCCUGCGCCGGGCCUGCGCCCGCCAGGAGAACAUCUUCAAGAAGUUGGACGGCCCCUGCGACCCCUGCCACGGCACCCUCACUGACCUGAGCCGCGUCUGCCGCGUGAACCCACGCACGCGGCGCCCUGAGAUGCUCCUGAGGCCGGAGAGCUGCCCUUCCCGGAGGGCGCCUGUGUGUGGUGACGAUGGGGUCACCUACGAAAACGACUGCGUCAUGGGCCGAACAGGGGCUGCCCGUGGCCUCCUCCUCCAGAAAGUGCGCUCUGGCCAGUGCCAGCCUCGAGACCGGUGCCCAGACGCCUGCCUGUUCAAUGCUGUGUGCUUGUCCCGCCGUGGCCAUCCCCAUUGCUCCUGUGACCGUGUCACCUGUGACGGGGCCUACAGGCCUGUGUGCGCCCAGGACGGGCACACGUAUGACAAUGACUGUUGGCGCCAGCAGGCUGAGUGUCAGCAGCAACGAGCCAUCCCUGCCAAGCACCAGGGCCCGUGUGACCAGGCCCCGUCCCCCUGCCGUGGCGUGCAAUGCACAUUCGGGGCAACCUGUGCCGUGAAGAAUGGGGAGGCUGUGUGUGAGUGCCCACAGGCAUGUUCUGGCACCUAUGACCCCGUGUGCGGCAGUGAUGGCAUCACCUAUGGCAGUGCCUGCGAGCUGGAGGCCACGGCCUGUGCCCUCGGGCGGGAGAUCCGGGUAGCACGCAGAGGACCCUGUGACCACUGUGGGCAGUGCCGCUUUGGAGCUCUGUGUGAGGCUGAGACCGGGCGCUGUGUGUGCCCCUCUGAAUGUGUGAACUCGGCCCAGCCCGUGUGUGGUUCUGAUGGGCACACAUAUGCCAGCGAGUGUGAACUGCACGUCCACGCCUGCACACACCAGAUCAGCCUGCAUGUGGCCUCCGCCGGACACUGCCAGACUUGUGGAGACACGGUGUGUGCCUUUGGGGCUGUGUGUUCGGCAGGGCAGUGUGUGUGUCCCCGGUGUGAGCGCCCCCCACCCAGCCCCAUAUGUGGCACCGACGGUAUCACUUACCGCAGCACCUGCGAGCUACGGGAAGCUGCCUGUCGGCAGCAAGUGAACAUUGAGGAGGCCCGGACAGGGCCGUGUGAGCAGGCCGAGUGUGGCUCUGGCGGCUCUGGCUCCGGAGAGGACGGUGUGUGUGAGCAGGAGCUGUGCCGGCAGCACGGUGGCGUGUGGGACGAGGACUUGGAGGAUGGCCCAUGCGUCUGUGACUUCAGCUGCCAGAGUGUCCCCAGGAGCCCGGUGUGCGGCUCCGAUGGGGUCACCUAUGGCACCGAAUGUGACCUGAAGAAGGCCCGGUGUGAGUCACAGCGAGAACUGUACAUCACGGCUCAGGGAGCCUGCCGAGGUCCCACCUUGGCCCCACUGCUGCCUGUGGCUCCCCUGCACUGUGCCCAGGCCCCCUACGGCUGCUGCCAAGACAAUGUCACUGCUGCCCAGGGUGUGGGCCUUGCUGGCUGCCCCAGUGCAUGCCAGUGCAACCCACAUGGCUCCUACAGCAGCACCUGCAACCCAGCUACAGGCCAGUGCUCCUGCCGCCCAGGCGUGGGGGGCCUCAAGUGUGACCGCUGCGAGCCCGGCUUCUGGAACUUCCGGGGCAUCGUCACUGAUGGCCGGAGUGGCUGUACCCCUUGCAGCUGUGACCCCUGGGGUGCCGUGCGGGAUGACUGUGAGCAGAUGACAGGGCUGUGCUCCUGCAAGCCUGGGGUGGCUGGUCCCAAGUGCGGGCAAUGUCCAGAUGGUCGCGCCUUGGGCCCUGCUGGCUGUGAACCAGACUCCUCGGUGCCCGAGACUUGUUUGGAGAUGCGCUGUGAGUUUGGUGCGUUCUGCGUGGAGGAGGCUGGCUCUGCCCACUGUGUUUGCCCAGCGCUCACGUGUCCUGAGACUGAUGCUACCAAGGUCUGUGGGUCGGAUGGGGUCACCUAUGGCAACGAGUGCCAGCUGAAGACCAUUGCCUGCCGCCAGAGCCUGAACAUCUCUGUGCAGAGCCUUGGCCCCUGUCAGGAGGCUGUUGUUCCUGGUGCCCAGCCAACACCCGCAUCCAUAACCACCCCAGGGCCCAUCCUGAGCGAGAUGCUGCCACUACCCCCCAGCACCCACCCCGUGGCUCCCAGCAGUAUCCCCCACAGCCGGCCCACUCCUCUACACUCAUCACGACCUUGGACCACCGCCAGCAUCCCCAGGACCACCACGCGGCCUGCACUGACUAUGCCCCCCACAGCACCCUCUGCUGUGACCAGUCUCGUCACGUCUGCCUUCGGAGAAUCCAGCAGUGCAGAUGGAAGUGGCGAGGAAGAGCUGAGCGGGGACCAGGAGGCCAGCGGGGGGGGGUCUGGGGGACUUGAGCCCCCUGAGGACAGCAAUGUGGGGACCCCUGGGCCACCCAUCGAGAAGGCUUCCUGCUACAACUCACCUUUGGGCUGCUGUUCGGAUGGCAAGACACUCUCAGUGGACACAGAGGGCUCCAACUGUCCCGCCACCAAGGCGUUCCAGGGCGUGCUGGAGCUUGAGGGGGUCGAGGGGCAGGAGCUAUUCUACACACCAGAGAUGGCUGACCCCAAGUCGGAGCUGUUUGGGGAGACCGCCAGGAGCAUUGAGAGUGCGCUGGACGACCUCUUCCGGAACUCAGAUGUCAAGAAGGACUUCUGGAGUGUCCGCCUGCGGGACCUGGGACCCGGCAGAUCAGUCCGUGCCAUUGUGGACGUGCACUUUGACCCCACCACAGCCUUCAGGGCCCCCGACGUGAGCCGGGCCCUGCUCCGGCAGAUCCAGGUGUCCAGGCGCCGGUCCCUGGGGGUGACACGGCCACUGCAGGACCACGUGCGCUUCAUGGACUUUGACUGGUUUCCUGCGUUCACGGUAGCCACAACUGGAGCCACUGCUGCUGUGACCACAGCCAGAGCUACUACGGUGGCCCGCCUGCCUUCCUCUGCUGUGACCCCUCGGGCCCCGUACCCCAUUCACACAAGCCGGCCCACUGGCAGGACCACAGCACCCCCCACCACACGCUGGCCCCCCACCACUGCCCCCAGCCCGGCGGCUGGACGCCGACCUCUGACCCCAGGGCCCCAGCAGCCCCUAAGGCCCUGUGACUCCCAGCCCUGCCUCCAUGGGGGGACCUGCCAAGACCAGGACUCAGGCAGAGCCUUCACCUGCAGCUGCCGGACGGGCAGGGGAGGCGCCUUCUGUGAGAAGGCGCUGCGCCCCUCCGUGCCGGCCUUCGGGGGCCGCUCCUUCCUGGCCUUUAAAUAUUUCAAGGGCAGGGAGAACAUUCCAGAGAUAGGGAAUACCACAGGAAAAGACAUGCAGAAAGAGUGCGCGGUGCUGACGAGCUCGGUGCCUGUGGAGCCAGGCCGGUGGCACCGACUAGAGCUGUCGCGGCAUUGGCGCCGGGGCACACUCUCAGUGGAUGGUGAGACCCCUGUCGUGGGUGAGAGUCCCAGUGGCACCGACGGUCUCAACCUCGACACUGACCUCUUCGUGGGUGGCGUCCCAGAGGACCACGCUGCCAUGGUGCUUGAACGGACCUCUGUCAGCGUCGGCCUGAGAGGCUGCAUCCGUUUGCUAGACGUCAACAACCAGCGGUUGGAGCUCAGCAGCUGGCAGGGGGCUGCAGUCCAAAGCUUCAGCGUGGGCGAGUGUGGGGACCACCCCUGCCUGCCCAACCCCUGCCGUGGUGGGGCCCCAUGCCAGGCCCUGGAGGCCGGUGCGUUCCACUGUCAGUGCCCACCCGGCCGCUUUGGCCCGACCUGCGCCGAUGAAAAGAGCCCCUGCCAGCCGAACCCCUGCCACGGGGCAGCCCCCUGCCAUGUGCUACCCGAGGGUGGGGCCAAGUGCGAAUGCCCCCUGGGCCGCAGGGGCAGCCUCUGCCAGAUAGUGUCAGAGCAGGACGACCCUCGGCCCUUCCUGGCUGACUUCAGCGGCUUCUCCUACCUAGAGCUGAAAGGCUUGCACAAUUUUGAGCGGGACCUGGGGGAGAAGAUGGCGGUGGAGGUGGUGUUCCUGGCCCGUGGCCCCAGUGGUCUGCUCCUCUACAACGGACAGAAGACGGACGGCAAGGGGGACUUCGUAUCACUGGUGUUGCAUGACCGCCGCCUGGAGUUCCGCUAUGACCUGGGCAAGGGGGCAGCUGUCAUCAGGAGCAAGGAGCCCAUCACCCUGGGCACCUGGACCAGGGUCUCACUGGAGCGAAAUGGCCGCAAGGGUGCCAUGCGUGUUGGUGAUGGGCCCCGCGUGCUAGGGGAGUCCCCGAAAUCCCGCAAGGUGCCACACACCAUCCUCAAUCUGAAGGAGCCGCUCUACAUUGGGGGCGCCCCUGACUUCAGCAAGCUAGCUCGAGCGGCUGCAGUGUCCUCGGGCUUUGAUGGUGCCAUCCAGCUGGUCUCCCUGAGAGGCCACCAGCUGCUGACCCAGGAGAACGUUCUUCAGGCGGUGGACGUCUCCUCCUUCCCAGACCACCCUUGUACUCAAGCCUCAGGCCACCUCUGCCUCAAUGGGGCCUCAUGUCUCCCGAGGGAGGCCACCUAUGAGUGCCUGUGUCCUGCAGGCUUCUCGGGGCUGCACUGCGAGAAGGGGCUGAUUGAGAAGUCAGCAGAGGGCCUGGACACGCUGGCCUUUGACGGGCGGACCUACAUCGAGUACCUCAAUGCUGUGACCGAGAGCAAACUGACCAAUGAGAUCCCAGCCCCCGAAACUCCGGAUUCUGGGGCCUUUCACAGCGAGAAGGCGCUGCAGGGCAACCACUUUGAACUGAGCUUGCGCACCGAGGCCACGCAAGGGCUGGUGCUGUGGAGCGGCAAGGCCACGGAGCGGGCAGACUAUGUGGCACUGGCCAUCGUGGACGGGCGCCUGCAGCUGAGCUACGACCUGGGCUCCCAGCCCGUGGUGCUGCGCUCCACUGUGCCUGUCAGCACCAACCAGUGGCUGCGGGUCAGGGCACACAGGGAGCAGAGGGAAGGUUCGCUCCAGGUGGGCAAUGAGGCUCCUGUGACUGGCUCCUCCCCGUUGGGUGCCACACAGCUGGACACAGACGGAACCCUGUGGCUCGGGGGCCUGCAGAAGCUGCCUGUGGGCCAGACCCUGCCCAAGGCCUACAGCACAGGCUUUGUAGGCUGCCUGCGGGACGUGGUGGUGGGCCAGCGCCCGCUGCAGCUGCUGGAGGAUGCUGUCACCAAGCCAGAGCUGCGGCCCUGUCCCGCUGCUUGAGCCAAUGCCAGAGCCCACCACCCACCCUGCUGUAAUUAUUUUCUAUUUUUGUAAACUUGUUGCUUUUUGAUAUGAUUUUCUUGCCUGCGUUUUGGCCAGAAGGACUGCGGGCCCAGCCUCCCUUCCGUCCAGGCAGCUGUGCUGCAGAGACAAACCCAGUGCCAAGGGACUUAUGGGGUGAUGUGGCCGCGUGGAGGGCUUGAGCCAGACAGCAGCCUCGGGACAUGCCCUCUGCCUCGGGGCACCGAGUCACAGCCCCGUGCACUGUGCGUCCCUGUGUCCAUCUGUGUUGGUCCUUUGUGUACCUCGGUCCAUCCACAGGCCCGCUCCCGCAUCUCCCAUGUCUCCCACAUUCCAUGUGACGAGCCCUGCUUCCCAAAGCAGGAAGGGACUGCUGGGGUAUAAUAGGGCCCGUUCUCCUCGCAAGCCCCGCUGGGCCUUUCUAGGUUCCCACCUACGCUGCUAUCCCCACUGCGUGUGUGGUGGGCCACGCUGCCUCGCCUCCGGGCUAGCCUGGACCCCAGGGCCUGCCCUGCCUGGGCCUCCUGUGCUAAUACUGUGACUUAGGAACAAUGUUACUGUUGGGGCCACACUCCACCCCUCCCUCGAGCUGUAUCCGCCCGUCCCAGGGUGCUGUGGAGCAGAGGCCAGGCCCAGGCCCAUCCGGGUGCCCUGACCCUUGGCUGGCCCUGUAUACACCGUUCCCCUCCCCUCAACACCAGGCCCUGAGAGGGAGUGGCCACCAUGUGUGCUGUGGCUGACCUCUGUCGCUUUCCUGCCCAAGUGUCUGGCCUGGCCACAGCCACGUUUUCCAUGCAUUGAUUUUAUUUGACACUUAUAGCAGCGGGGCUGUUGUCUCUCCUGUCCUGACCCGAGAGCAGCUGCAGGCUGCCUCGCAGCGAACCCUCACUCAAGUUCAGUGUGAGGGGCAGCCGUUCUUGUCUGAGCAUGACCAGGGCCUGGCCCAUGUCUGACCAUAGCCAAGGGGUGGAUGUAGGGGCAGCAGAGAUGGCUGUGAAGCCAGAAAUGCCUUAAACUGCGACAUCCCAUUCCGUCCUCUCCCACUCAACCCCCAGUCCAGUCCUCUCGGGAUCAGGACGACCAGACACAGCUGGUGUGGGGCUGCCCUGACCCUGCCUCUGCCAGGGCUGGUGCUGGGGCUGGAGAGAGCCGCAUGGCAUUACUAACUCCAGCGUGUGUCUGUCAAUCACCAUGGAAUAAAGUGAAAACUUUAAAAGAG